Molecule: messenger RNA, 1187 nt
Organism: Molossus molossus (Pallas's mastiff bat)
Lineage: Eukaryota; Metazoa; Chordata; Mammalia; Chiroptera; Molossidae
Gene: MED19
Product: mediator complex subunit 19
Exons: 5
Coding region: 91-873 (260 amino acids)
Biological process (GO): positive regulation of transcription by RNA polymerase II
Cellular component (GO): mediator complex
Molecular function (GO): transcription factor binding; transcription coregulator activity
Source: RefSeq, a predicted model, not a curated record
GUUGCCGGAACGAGGUAGGUGGGUCCCAAAGCAUCCAAUGAUAAGCGAGUCAAGGGGGAAGAGGGCGGGACACCGGGAAAGGAUUGUCCAAUGAAAAUCACUAGCGCCAGACACCGGGAUAGCUUCGGGGUAGAAGGAAAGAUGGAGAAUUUCACGGCGCUGUUCGGAGCUCAGGCUGAUCCACCCCCACCUCCAACCGCACUCGGCUUCGGACCAGGAAAACCUCCACCCCCACCUCCUCCUCCUCCAGGCGGGGGACCCGGCACGGCUCCACCCCCCACCGUGGCCACGGCCCCUCCCGGUGCCGACAAAGCAGCUGGUUGUGGUCCCUUCUACCUAAUGCGGGAACUGCCAGGCAGCACAGAGCUGACAGGAAGCACCAACCUGAUCACACACUACAACCUGGAACAUGCCUAUAAUAAAUUCUGUGGGAAGAAGGUGAAGGAGAAGCUGAGUAACUUCCUGCCUGACCUGCCAGGGAUGAUUGAUCUGCCAGGUUCCCAUGAUAAUAGCAGCCUCCGUUCCCUCAUUGAGAAGCCCCCUAUUCUUGGUGGCUCUUUCAAUCCUAUCACAGGGACCAUGCUGGCUGGCUUCCGCCUCCACACUGGCCCGUUGCCAGAGCAGUGUCGUCUGAUGCAUAUUCAGCCUCCUAAGAAGAAGAAUAAGCACAAGCACAAACAGAGCCGUACCCAGGAUCCUGUCCCCCCAGAAACACCAUCUGAUUCAGAUCACAAGAAAAAGAAAAAGAAAAAAGAAGAGGAUCCUGAACGGAAAAGGAAAAAGAAAGAGAAGAAGAAAAAGAAGAACCGACACAGUCCAGACCACCCAGGUAUGGGCAGUUCUCAGGCCAGCAGCAGCAGCAGCCUCCGCUAACAGGACCACUGGACUCUGCCAGAAUGACUUUUCCAUGCUGUACUGAACCUGCUGUCAAAAGCUGCCUUCCUGGCUCUUGGAUAUUGCCUUAGGAGCAUCCCGUGGCUGGAACAGAAGCCAGUCCUACAUGCUCAGUUAAGAGUAAUGCAUUAUGAGAAAGGCCAUGCUUUUGUAAGGCUCAGUCUAGCUUUCUCAUGGACAUCUCUUCCUCUCCCAGGAAGCUUUCAUCUCUUUUGUGCAUUUUGUCUGAUUUAGAACCUUAUCUGAUUUGUUAGGGUUUUUCUUUUUAAAAAAAUUUGCAUUUAUCAAACUGG